AUGAGCUCUUCUUCUUCUUCUUCACCGCAGCGUACUAGGGGUGGCAAUAGUAAUAAGGGUGGUGGAGGAGAGGAUCAAAGGCCAAGAUUCUUUGAUAAAUUGGUGAAAAAAGAGUGCUGGGCAAAAGCUGAAACAGUACCUGGUCGACAUCCAGAGAGAUGGCGCAAAGACGCUGCUGGCAACAUUGUUUGCAAGCGCUUUUGCAACUGCCAUGGCUGUCUUUGUUUCGAAUACGAUCACAUCCUUCCCUUCUCUAAAGGUGGUGAAUCUACUGCAGAUAAUUGUCAAAUACUUCAAACAAGGGUCAAUAGGUUUAAAUCAGACAAACAAGAGUUGGACGAAACUCAAUUGAAAGGUUACUCUUGCGAAAUCAAGUUCACUGACAAGGAGCUUGAUAUAAUCGAAAUGGCUGUUUAUGGGGAUGUCAUCAGACCUGGAAACCAGUGUCGUUGCAGAACUAUUGCUGAAAUGCUUGGCCAAUAUAAGUCAAAAGACCGUGUGGCUGCUUGUAAAUUGCCAUUUAGCAACGAAUCUUUGUAG
Messenger RNA from Dovyalis caffra, 540 nucleotides. Lineage: Eukaryota; Viridiplantae; Streptophyta; Magnoliopsida; Malpighiales; Salicaceae. The record is from the annotation of a GenBank genome assembly.